ACAAUACACAAGUAAAUCUUUUUCUUUAGAGGCACUGUUUAACCGUGCUAAUAUUUCCUAACGGAUUUAUUUAAGCGGCGGACUGAAUUCAAUACCGGAAGUUGUGUUGUUUAGGAAUAUUCGAGUAAUUUCGGGUUAAUGGCUCUUCCAGGUGUGAAUAAAGACAACAUCCGCGCCGGGUGUAAAAGAUGCGGUUAUCCCGGUCACCUGACAUUCGAGUGUCGGAACUUUGUGCGUGUGGACCCCAGGAAGGACAUCGUGCUGGACGUGAGCAGCACCAGCAGUGAGGAGAGCGAGGAGGAGGUGCAGCAGGAAGUUCACAAGGAGAAGAUCUUUGGGAGCAGCAGCUCAAAAGAUUCCAGAAAAGAGAAACAUAAAAAGAAGAGCAAAGAGCGAUCUCACCGAAAGGCAAAGAAAAGGUCUCAUUCAACCAGUGAUGAUGAUGAUGAUGAAGAAGUGAACAGGAAGAAAAAGAAGAAAAGCCACAAGAAAAAAGGCAAAAAGGAGAAGCGAGAGAAAGAGAAGCGGGGCGUGAAGAAGCGUAAGAAGAAGCACACACAGGCCUCUUCAUCUUCAUCCUCUUCAUCCUCUUCCUCCUCCAACAGCUCGAGCAACUCCUCAGAUACAGACUGAAGCUCUUUCUGUUCCUCAUCUUCAUCCAAUACUUCAUCCUGCAGAACAAAUCCACUGCCACAAAACGCCUUUGUCAUUUAAACAGCCACCCGUGAGCGUGAGUGCAAAAGUUUGUGCACCUCCUGGAGUAAAGGAAGAUGAAUAACUGCUGGAGUGGGUUUUUGGGGGGUUACAAACUUUUGCACUUUUUCAGUAAUAAAUUAUUUUCAUUCCUUUUCUUCUGUGAGCAGAAACGUCUUUAUUCGUCUCUGUAUUUUUCAGACUGUUGUUAGAUUUUGUACUGAAAUAAAAUGAGUGAGUUCA
Messenger RNA from Silurus meridionalis, 936 nucleotides. It is a transcript of the gene srek1ip1, whose product is annotated as SREK1-interacting protein 1. Gene Ontology annotation, molecular function: zinc ion binding; nucleic acid binding. The transcript is spliced from 5 exons. Lineage: Eukaryota; Metazoa; Chordata; Actinopteri; Siluriformes; Siluridae. The coding region runs from base 139 to 633 and encodes 164 amino acids. The record is from RefSeq and is a predicted model, not a curated record.